AUGAACUACCAUCUUAACGGUUCAAUACCCAGAGAGAUUUUCAAAUUACCCAGCCAUUCUUGGUAUUUGGACUUGUCAUACAAUUCCCUUUCUGGCCCCCUUCCUAAUGAGGUUGGUAGUUUGGUAAAUCUUAAUCGACUGACUCUAUCAGGAAACCGGUUGUCUGGUAAGAUACCCGACAAUAUACAGAAUUGCUUAGUGCUGGAAUGGCUAUCACUAGACAAUAAUUUGUUCGAGGGAAGCAUACCUCAGUCACUAAAGAAUAUAAAGGGGCUCGGUAUAUUGAACCUGGCCAUGAAUAAGUUCUCUGGUAAUAUUCCUGAGGCCCUUGGAAGCAUUGGAUACAUGAAGGAACUGUACCUAUCACACAACAACUUGUCAGGGUUUAUCCCGUUAGUUCUACAAAAUUUGACAUCAUUGACCAGAUUGGAUAUAUCCUUCAACAAUUUGCAAGUUGAGGUGCCAAAUGAAGGUGUUUUCAGAAACAUCACUUACUUAGCGGUUGUAGGGAAUAUCAAUCUAUGUGGUGGAACACCUCAACUUCAUUUGGCUCCAUGCUCCGUAAGCAAGAACACAGAAAAGAUUCCAAAGUCUCUUGUAAUUUCUCUAGUGACAGCUGGAGCAUUCUUGUUCUCACUUUCAGUUAUUCUUCUUAUUUGGACACUUAGCAAGAAGCUCAGACCUAGCAAGAAUAUAUUUGCACAAAAUUCAAUCCUUGAUGACCAUUACAAGAGAAUCCCCUAUAAUGCAUUAUUGAGAGGAACAAAUGAAUUUUCAGAAGUCAACUUGCUUGGGAGAGGAGGUUAUGGUGCGGUUUAUAAGUGUGUUUUGGAUACUGAAGAAAGAACAUUGGCUGUCAAGGUGUUUAAUCUUGGUCAAUCCAGGUAUUCCAAAAGUUUUGAAGCUGAAUGUCAGUCCAUGAGAAGGAUACGACACCGUUCUCUCAUUAAGAUCAUCACUUCUUGUUCAACCGUCAACCACCAAGGUGAAGAGUUCAAGGCAUUGGUUUUUGAGUUCAUGCCCAAUGGUAACCUGGAUGGUUGGCUUCAUCCCAAAUCUCAAGAGUCCACAACAAACAACACGCUCAGCCUUGCCCAGAGGCUUGCUAUCGUUGUUGAUAUUGUAGACGCUGUAGAAUAUCUGCACAACUAUUGCCAGCCAUUAGUUAUCCAUUGUGAUAUUAAGCCAAGCAACAUUCUUCUUGCCGAAGACAUGAGUGCCCGAGUUGGAGACUUUGGCAUAUCAAGGAUCCUUCAAGAAAAUACAAUUGAAGGGAUGCAAACUUCAUAUAGCUCAACUGGAAUUAGAGGUUCCAUAGGCUAUGUUGCUCCAGAGUAUGGAGAAGGUUCUGCAGCCUCAACAGCUGGUGAUAUUUAUAGUCUUGGCAUAUUGCUGCUUGAGAUGUUUACUGGAAGGAGCCCAAUAGAAGGCACGUUCAGGGAUUCAUUGGAUCUGCACAGGUUUGUCGAGGAUGCUCUUCAAGACAGAACCUUUGAGAUAGCUGACCCGACAAUGUGGCUGCAUGGCGGACAACAUGAUAACACUACAAGUAUCAGAAUCCAGGAGUGCUUGGUCUCGGUCUUCAGGCUUGGUAUAUCCUGCUCAAAGCAACAACCUCGAGACCGAGCAUUGACAAGAGAUGCAGCGGCUGAGAUGCACACAAUCAGAGAUACGUACCUGAAAUUCACAGGCGAGCACGGAGCAGAAAGAGAGGCCUCGACUCGAGAAAUCCAGAACAUUGUUGAAUAA
Molecule: messenger RNA, 1749 nt
Organism: Triticum turgidum subsp. durum (durum wheat)
Lineage: Eukaryota; Viridiplantae; Streptophyta; Magnoliopsida; Poales; Poaceae
Source: the annotation of a GenBank genome assembly